This is a messenger RNA of Symbiodinium sp. CCMP2456, 1098 nucleotides long. NCBI's taxonomy places the organism in Eukaryota, Dinophyceae, Suessiales, Symbiodiniaceae. The record is from the annotation of a GenBank genome assembly.
AUGAACUUUGAGCUUAUUGUGCUGCUGUUUCUUGCUGUUCUGGAGAAGGCGUGGAAAGUGCCACCACCUGUAUUCAGCAGCCGGGCUGGCAAACCUGCCACCUUGCAGCCGGAACCCUUCCGCAGAAGGGAAAACACCGAGCUUCAUAUCAGCGAAAGUUUGCACGCCAUGCGCAAGGACGGAAUGGAUUCUGAGUUCAGGCAUAACAUCUCUAUUCGUGAGAGAAGGCUGGUGACUGCUCUGAAUGUCGCUGGCAAAAGCAACCAGAAGGGCUGGGCGGCAGUUCGGCACUUGUAUGAGCAGUAUACCGGUCUGAAAGUUCCGGUUCACAGCGCCGCAUUACAAGCCGCCUACCGUUGCAAGCAGUAUUCAGAGGCAGCAGAGAUGUACAACAACAUCCGAAGCAAAGCCUCUGUGAGAGUCGAUCGAGUUCUGCUACUGCACGGCAUGAAGAUCUUCGGGAAGUUGCAGAACAGUACUGCCGUCGAUUCAAUCUGGCAGGAGGUUCUUGCAAAUGGAUGGGUCAACAAGUUUCUGGCUGGAGCUCGGAUUGCUGCAGCCAGCGAGAUGGGUGACAUUCAAGGAGCUGCUUCUAUCUUGGAGCUUAUUGUGCAGGAGACCGUGCCACUUUACGACAUCCACUUCGCUUCAGCGAUCAAUGCCUGCAAAAACUCGAACCAUUCUAACCGCCACAGGGUAGCCACGUAUUUCUUGGAACGCAUGCUGGGGAUAGGCUUGCAGCCGAGCAUUGUCACUUUCGCCAACUUAGUUGGAGCUCACCGACAGGCCCCGCUGGAUAUGCUUGAAGGAAUCAUAUCGAAGAUGAAUCACACCGGCGUCAGUCCCAACCAGGUGUUUACAGAAGCAUUCUUGGGUGCUUUGUUGCAGGGUCGUCUCACGGAAGCCUGGACGGUGAAAGACGUCCGUGCUCGGCUGAAAGGGACAAGCAGGGACAGGCUGAGGGUGGCAAAGUUGUUUCUGAAAGAUGUUCGGGCUCGAGGUGUCCGGCUGACAAAGUUAAGCUCCCUGGCCGAGCAAUAUCUGCAGCAGCAGACCCUGCUUCGAGACAAGCGACAGCCAAAAGGCAUCCACGCAUGA